This is a messenger RNA of Clarias gariepinus (North African catfish), 3483 nucleotides long. It is a transcript of the gene sdccag8, whose product is annotated as SHH signaling and ciliogenesis regulator sdccag8. Lineage: Eukaryota; Metazoa; Chordata; Actinopteri; Siluriformes; Clariidae. The record is from RefSeq and is a predicted model, not a curated record. Gene Ontology annotation, cellular component: centrosome; centriole. Gene Ontology annotation, biological process: establishment of cell polarity; centrosome cycle; tube formation. The transcript is spliced from 18 exons. The coding region runs from base 154 to 2262 and encodes 702 amino acids.
UUCACUACGUUUACGGAAGUCAGUCCUUCAGUUCGACCGUUACCGGUUGCCCAGUUUAACAACAUAACAUCGAGGGGGAAACUGUAAGGGCUACCAGGGAGGUAACGAGUAAACCGGGUUGGUUCUUUAUUGGCGCUUGACAUAAAUGUCAAAAUGAAACCUUCACUGGACUCGGACUCGGACGAAGAGAUCGGAACAUAUCAGAAGAAGUUAAGAGAGAGGGCUAACAGGAGUAUUCAGCAGCUGAGCAACAUGCUGGUGACGCAAAACUCUGAUGCUGAGGCGCUGGAGCAAUCGAGCAGUCGGCACAGUUCGCCGGAGAGCUCGAGACAACCAACACAGCAAAGUGAAGCAGUAAGUCAGCUCCGAUCAUUGCUUCAAAAGCAGCCUAAAGAAAUCAGCUCUCCUUCACCUUCAAAAAGGAAACCCAUUCUGAAGCGACAGGUAGAUGAAGAUGGUGGAAGUUUAACUCCAGUCCAGGACCUGGUUCCCAUCAUUCACAACCAGUCUGAGUACAUCCAACACCUUGAGGCUGAGGUCAAGUUCUGCAAGGAAGAGCUGCUCACGAUAAAGCAGCGAAUUAGAGUAGUGGUUGUAGAGAAUGAAAAACUGCAUGAAGAGCUUAAGGCAAAGAUGGUCGAAGACACUCUGAGGGAAUAUACGCUCAUGGAUGGCACGGUAAAUGCUGAAACAUCAGUAGAUAAAAUGACCUCAACACCAGCAGCAAAACCAAGACGGGAUUUAAUUCAAAAAACAGAAGACAGGAAAUGGGAAAAAGAGCUGGAGCAGCUAAAAUGUUUGUACCAAGCACAGACUGAGACGCUAGAAGCUCAGGUAGUUUCACUGAAGAAGGAGCUGGUGGGUUCCCAGACAGAAUGUGAGGACCUGAAGGGCCGUCUGAGGCAUAAGGAAGCAAUGGCAAGUGUAUCGGGGGCUGGUCAGCGCGUCGGAGGUUUGUGUCUAAAAUGCGCUCAGCAUGAAGCUGUACUAGCAGAAACACACUCCAACAUUCACGUCCAGGCCAUCGAACGACUUACCAAAGAGCGAGACGAGCUGAUGAUGGCACUGUGCUCUCUGAGGACCAGUCAGAGCGAGGCGCAGCAGAGGGAGUGGGCUGCCUAUCAUCAGGUCAAACAGGCUGUGGAGAUGGCAGAGGAGGCUAACCUGGAGAAGACCAAGGCACUAGUACAGUGCGAGCAUGUCCUGGCUGAGCUUGCUAGGCAGAGGGAAAGACUGGAGAAGGAACUUGCUUCAGAGCAGGAGAAGAUCUCUCAGGCACGGAAUGCAGCCCGCUCCGAGAGCAAAAAGGAGAAAGAGGAACUCGCUCAGAUGGUGACCUCCUUGACAUGCAGAGUGGCCGAGCUAGAGGGACUUCUGGAUCGAGGAGACCGAGAAAGGAACUCUCUCAACACUCAUCUAGAGGAGGCUUUUAAGAAACUCACCGCCCAGGAGACUGACAACAGCAGGGUGUGUGGGGAGCUGCGCUACCAGGUGAGCCAGGCCCAGCUUAAGAGAGAAGAGGCUGAGAGGGAAUUACGGGACUCCUGCUCUAAACUGGGCCGGCAGCUCGAGUUAGCACAACAGGAAGUGCAGAAGCUGGGUGCAGAGCUGAGUGGCAGCCAGCAGCGUUUGGAGGAGGCCCAGAGGGCAGAGGGCCGAGCUCGGACGGAGGCAGCCGGCCUGGCAGAGGGGCUGAACCGCGCCCAGCGCCAACUGCACCUCACCAGGAAGGAGAAGGAGGCGCUGGAGCGCCGUUGUGCGGAGGACACAGCUGCUCUGACCUUCCAGGCUCAACGGCGCGAGUAUGAGCUGACACAGACGCUCCAGCAAAUGGAAGCGCAGCACGAGAGGAAUGUUGCAGACAUGGAUGCCUUGUUGAGCUUGCAGAAUGGCCUCAUAGGGAAGCUGAAGGAGAAGUGUCACACACUUUGUUCAAAAAUGGAAGAGCUAACCCACUCUAACAGGGCUGAGGUGGAACAGCUUUCUUUAGAGAAGGAGCACCUGCAGGAGAGCGUGGAGAAGCUACGAGGUCGCUGUCAUGAGAUGGAGGAACAGUGUGUACAGCAUGGGAGAAUGCAUCAGCGCAUGAAACACAGAUUGCAGCAGCUGGACCAGCACUGUCAGUCCAGCGCUCAGCAGGUGAUGGAGCUGCUCAACAGACAGGACCAGCUCGUGCACGAGAGGCAGCGUCUCAUGGAAGAGAUGCACAACCUGCGCGUACAGUUACCAGCAGAGAGGAGAGAAACCAUCAGAACAGCGUGAGGACGCCUAUUUCCUUCGCUCUCGACGGAGUUAAUCCGAUCACACCAACAGAGCGGCAUCGCCGUGGCUUUACUCAGAAACCAUGAGGGAUUUUGCUACAAGUAAGAAGUGGGUGAGUGGGUGCGAGUUUGUGCGUGUGAUGGCUGCAGGGGGUCGUGUGACAUCACAGUCCAUACUGCACACACAGCAGCAGUGCUGGCUCUCAGGCACUAACACUCUCUCUCUCUCACUUACACACACACACACACCGUCUCCUUCUCUUGCUCUCUCUCUCUCACUCACACACACACAAACACACCCUGUAUACACAUGGAUUUGGUAAAGUAUGUUCAUGAUCACUGCUCAGGACUUCUUAGUGCAUUAAAUGUAUUUUAAACAUAGAUUUUUCUUCUCCUUUUUAAAUUUUUUUAUUUCAAGAUGGAAACAACUAAUUUAUUUGCCGUUUUUACACUUUUUGAUGUGUUUGUACAUGUCUGGAUCUUUGUUUUGUAAACAAGCUUUGUUAAUAAAUGAUGAAAUCUGACUCAAGUGGAAUAUGAAUUAUACAUCCGAACACAAGAAUCUCCCAGGUCCACGCCCGAGUCGAGAGGAAAGGAAGCUGGGAAGGAAGCAAGAGAGGCAUACUGAGCGCAGAUUGACAGUGUUUUAUUUAAGCAGUCUGUAAGAAGGAAAAUAAUGUGCAUCCCUAUCAUAUACAUUUACAUGUAAAAAUACUAAGGAUGUUCAUCGUACAAAAAAGGUUUUCUCGUAGAUCGGCGUUUUCACAUCCUUAUGGGCCAUUUAGUCAUGAAAUAAGCAUUCUCUUUUAGUUCAUUAAAUAUCACAACCAGUAAUACAGUUGUUCUUUCGUUUGCAUUGUUUCUUUUUUCUGUUGUUGUUUUUUUUUUAUCAAGUCCCUUUUGCGUAAAAAAACAACAAACUAAACAAAAAAUCCUAACCAUGUGUCCAGAUCUUCACAUGGAUCUAAUGACAGAGCUAGCAAGGGCAAGAAGUGUCACAAACUCUAAAGCUACAUGGCCGUAAAAUCAAUUACAACUCGUUUUAUUUAAUCAUUUAUUUAUUUAUUUGCUCUUUUUUUUUCAGUUUUUCUCUUUUCUGUUUUUAAAUAAAUACUUUACAAUUCAUGCUUGUUCAUAGUACACUACCAGGAGCAAGAGAACAAGAAAUUAUGUUGUAGACGAUACAAACAGUAGCAGCAAAGUGUGUACGUUGAGGUGUAAA